Messenger RNA from Pogona vitticeps (central bearded dragon), 8420 nucleotides. NCBI's taxonomy places the organism in Eukaryota, Metazoa, Chordata, Lepidosauria, Squamata, Agamidae. The record is from RefSeq and is a predicted model, not a curated record.
UUUCCCAUAAUGAGCUGCAUCAUCUGAACUGAUGUCACAGCAUCAUGCAGCAGGUCAAACAAGGCACCUCCUAGUAUUGCAUCCUACAGAUUGUGCUGUAAACAUCAAAGGACGAUGGUGUGAGCAGGAGAUGGCUCUAGGAUGGGACCAUCUCGGGGUUGCAGGAGUAAGAGACUGGAAUUGCCAUUGCUACUUCCUGACCAUCAGCAUCUGCUAUCCAACUUGGGAAGAAUUAUGGUCUACAUCUUCCAAUGUUAGCCAUGGAAGUAGCACUUUCCCCCAUUGGCCCCCAGGAGCUGGAUUCUGUACCUACUGAUGCAUCCCCCAUGGUCAUCAACAUGACACCUACCACUGAACAAGAUGGUGGUGAAGAUACAAUGAAAGAUCUUGAUUCUAGUCAGCAAUAUGAAAAGCCUCCCCCUCUCCAUACGGGAGCUGACUGGAAGAUCGUCCUCCACUUGCCUGAGAUUGAAACAUGGCUACGGUUGACAUCAGAAAGAGUCAGAGAUCUAACAUACUCAGUUCAGCAGGACUCGGACAGCAAGCAUGUGGAUGUGCAUUUGGUGCAGCUGAAAGAUAUAUGUGAAGAUAUCUCUGAUCAUGUUGAACAAAUCCAUGCUCUUCUGGAAACUGAAUUUUCCCUAAAGCUUCUGUCUUACUCAGUCAAUGUGAUUGUUGACAUCCAUACAGUUCAACUUCUUUGGCACCAGCUUCGAGUUUCUGUCUUGGUUCUGAAAGAAAGAAUUCUGCAGGGUCUACAGGAUGCCAAUGGGAAUUAUACUCGGCAGACAGAUAUUCUACAAGCCUUUUCAGAGGAAGCAAAGGAGGAUCGUCUUGAUUCCUUAACGGAAGUGGAUGAUUCAGGACAGCUAACAAUCAAAUGUUCUCAGAAUUACUUGUCACUGGAUUGUGGGAUUACCGCAUUUGAACUGUCAGACUAUAGCCCUAGUGAGGACUUGCUUGGUGCCCUCAGCGACAUGACAUCAAGUCAAGCUAAAGUGAAACCGUUUGAGUCCUGGAGCUGCAGUGAAAUGGAAAAAGACUUUCCUGAGCUUAUCAGAAGCGUGGGCUUGCUGGCAGUAGCAACAGAUUCAGUCACUUCCAAAUGCAAUGAAAGUAUUAAUGUAAAAGAAAUCCAUUUACCACUGUCAGCAAACCUCCAAGAUGAAGUCCAGAACCACAAAACAUCAUCAUUUGAUUCUACCCAAGGGACACGGCUUUGUGUUUCUGAGAACUUGCCUCCUUGUGAAGUGUCUUGCACUGAAGAUUCCGUUAUAUCAGCUGAUGGCAAGACUUCCUCAGAGGUAGUUAAACAAGAGCCUAGUUCCCUGCCCUUCAACAGCACAAAAGGAAAGCAGCACCCUCACAGUGAAAACUCAACUCCCAAGAGAACAAUAAGAGACUGCUUUAACUACAACGAGGAUUCUCCCACACAACCCACUUUGCCCAAGAGGGGUUUGUUUCUCAAAGAUGAUAUAUUUAAAACGGACAUGGUGGUCAAUGAUAUAAAAAAUCAGAUCUCACUAAUGUUUAAAACAGAUAUGAGUAGGAGCAUACCUUCACUCUUAGAUCCACCAGACAGAUCGAAACUUAGUUUGGCUUUACAAACAGCAUACAACAACUGUCCUUCUACUAUCAGUCAGUCUUGCGAUUGUUUACACAGCCUAGAUGAUCAGAAUCUCAAGUACACAAUACAAAAUCACUUUAAGGAAAGUUCCAUGGGGCAAGGUAAAUCCAGUGACAACAUUAGAAGGGAAAAACUCAGGUGCAAGAAGUCACAUGACAUUCCUGAAGAAGUGGCAUCAUGCAGAAUAUCUGGAAUCGCAUCAGGUGUUGUGUCAACAAAUCAGACGAAUAAAAAAAGAUUCCCUGGUUUGCAAAAUGGAAUUCCUUUUUGUAGCUCGCAGUCCAUCGAAGGGACAGAAAGCGAUUCAACCUCCACAUCUUCUGAUCCUUGCAAAGUGCCAAAACUGAAUGGCCACUGUGGCAUUGAAAGAGAUCAUUCUGCUUCACCCAUUCAUAGCCAAGAAAGUGGCUUUUCAGCUGAUUCAGAAUCUGCUCUGUCAUCAUCCCCAGUUCUUCCAAGAAACAAAGAAGGAAAGACCCAUUCACCUUCACCACAAUCAGUCAAUACAGAUAGUAAAGUUGUUGAGCCUUGGUAUGGGUCUGAUGAAUACUUAGCACUUCCAUCUCAUCUCAAACAAACUGAAGUAUUAGCUCUGAAACUUGAAAAUCUGACAAAGCUAAUUCCUCAGAAACCUCAAGAAGAGACCAUUCAAAAUAUUGAUGACUGGGAACUUUCAGAAAUGAACUCGGAUUCUGAGAUUUACCCAACAUAUCAGAUGAAAAAGAAGCACCGAAGGUUAGGUCGAGUUUCACCAAGCUCUUCUAGUGAUAUCAUAUCCUCAACCGGUGACAGCAUUGAAUCUGGACCUCUUAGUGACAUUCUUUCAGAUGAAGAGCUCUGUACAUCAUCGCCUAGUAUGAAAAAGUACUUAGAAGACAGACUGAUUAAACCAUCAGCAAUUCAUUCCUGUGAAAAAAAUGAAAUAUCUACCACAAAUAAAUCAAUGUUAAUUCAGCAGCUGAUGCAAGAUAUACAAGAUCAGGAUAAUUAUGAAAUUAUAUGGGAAAAGAUGGAGGGUUUUGUAAGCAAGUUGGAUGAAUUCAUUCGCUGGUUAAAUGAAGCCAUGGAAACAACUGAGAACUGGACUCCUCCAAAGGCAGAAACAGACAGCCUUAAACUCUACUUGGAAACCCAUUUGAGCUUUAAGCUGAAUGUAGAUAGCCACUGUGCUUUGAAGGAAGCUGUUGUUGAAGAAGGACGGCAACUUCUUGAUCUUAUAGUAUCUCACAAAUCAGGACUGAAGGACAUGCUGCAGAUGAUUGCAGGCCAAUGGAAAGAACUACAGAGGCAAAUCAAACGACAACACAGCUGGAUUCUUAGGGCUCUGGGUAUCAUCAAAGCCGAGAUACUGGCUACUGAUGUGUCUGUAGAGCAAGAGGAAGGAACUGAGAGCCCCAAGGCUGACGUUCAGCUAUGCUAUCUGGAAGCACAAAGAGAUGCUGUUGAACAGAUGUCCUUAAAGCUGUACAGCGAACAGUACAACAGCAGUAGCAAGCGAGAGGAAGAAUUUGCGGAUAUGUCAAAAGUUCACACAGUGGGAAGUAAUGGCCUCUUGGAUUUUGAUUCAGAAUACCAGGAGCUGUGGGAUUGGCUGAUUGACAUGGAAUCCAUAGUGAUAGACAGCCAUGACCUGAUGAUGUCAGAAGAGCAGCAGCUGCAUCUUUACAAGAGGUACAGUGUAGAAAUGUCAAUCAGACACCCCAAAAAGAUGGAAUUACUGAGUAAAGUUGAAGCACUGAAGAGAAGUGGUGUUUUACUACCCAAAGAGCUACUUGAAAAAGUGGAUUCAAUUAAUGAAAAAUGGGAACUGCUUGGGAAAACCCUGGGAGAGAAGAUCCAAGACACAAUGGUGGGGCACAGUGGGUUAGGUCCACGUGACCUGCUUUCGCCUGAAAGCGGCAGCCUAGUAAGGCAGCUGGAGGUCAGGAUCAAAGAGCUGAAAGGAUGGCUGAGAGAUACCGAGCUUUUUAUCUUCAAUUCCUGUUUGAGGCAAGAAAGUGAAGGAACAAUGAAUGCUGAGAAACAACUGCAAUACUUUAAGUCCCUCUGUUGUGAAAUCAAGCAGAGACGUCGUGGUGUGGGUUCAGUGUUGCGUUUGUGCCAGCACCUCCUCGACAAUCAAGAUACUUGCAAUCUGAAUGCGGAUCACCAGCCAAUGCAGCUGAUCAUUGUAAAUCUGGAAAGAAGAUGGGAAGCAAUUGUCAUGCAAGCUGUUCAGUGGCAGACUAGACUGCAGAAAAAGUUAGCAAGACAUCCAGAAUCCCUGAAUGUUAUCGAUCCUGGCUUAAUGGAACUAAAUGGCGCAAGUGAAGAUGCCCUAGAAUGGGAUGAAAUGGAUAUAAGCAAUAAGUUAAUUAGCAUUAAUGAGGAAUUCAAUGAAUUUGAUCAAGAACCAAAGCAGGAUGACACAAGACUGAAUUCUGUAUCUGAAUUACAUGAUAAUGCCAGUCCAAAGCAAGAAGAAAAUUCUACUGUUCUUGAAAAUGGUCUUAAUAGCCCAAGAGUCACAGCAUCUCCAGGCCCCCAGGUCUAUCAAGUGUAUAGCCUCCACGAUGUUGAAUUAUCAGGAAGAAAUCACUUACCUCUUACGGAAAAGACAUGUGAAUCCCUCAGUCUUAGAUGCUCAAGCAAACAAACAAAUAAAGAAUUUUCAUUGUCACCUACCAAACAUUUGCCAGGCCUGCUGGGAAGCACUACUUUGGCAACACCACAGAAUUACAUGUAUCACCGUGGAAACGUGAGCAGGCAUUCUGAAAGUCAGAAUCAAACAGUCGAUGAAAGUCAGGCAGAAGCCACCAACAGUUCUGAAACUUACUUUACAAGUGAUGCAGAUGAGCUGCAGAAUAAUACUGUAAUUAACAUUUCAGGUUCCCAGCUAGGGAAUAUAAAAGCUGAGGUGAUAAACCAGGAUACUGAAAAGGAGAACAAAGAGAACCACCACAAGUCCUCAAGCAGUUCUAAGUUAAAGUCCACUGACAAAGCAAAAGAUUUGGAGAGCAUUACCCCACAUAGCCCUGAGCAUUCAAAAGAAGGGCCACAAGAAGAAAAACACACUGUCUUUACAUUUCAAGAUUAUUCAUAUCUCCAGGAUUCAAAAUUCAAGCUACCAAUGAUCAUGAAACAAUCAAGUCCAGAAAAGGCACACAAACAGGGUAGUUUGUUUCAUGGCUUUUAUUUUGAUAAAAUGCCCUUAAAAUCUGAUGGUCAGCCUGCAGAACUAAAGGCAGGUGCCUCUAGCAAUGAGCUUGCUUUGCCACCGGAGUUUGAUGAGGCAGAUUCCAAACGCUGUGAGUUUUUGGAGGAUUUGAAGAAACUAAGUGAGACAACAAAUGUAAAAUUGUUUUCAACUUUAUCUCAUAGCUCUUCUUUAGAUUCCAUCUCUGUGACAAAUGACUUGUUUGGCUCAGCUGUCUUUAGAAGUGGAGAUGGUCUUCAUCGCAGCGCUUCCUUGGAAAGCUGGCUAACUCCCUACAAAAGUAAUGAAGAUCUUUUUAGUUGCAAUGGCUCUGGAGAUCUAAGUGGAAGCAGUGAUUCUGUUGGAGAACUCAGUAAAAGGACGUUAGAUCUUUUGAAUCGAUUAGAAAAUAUCCAAAGUCCUUUAGAUCAAAAAAUAAAGCGCAGCAUAUCUGAUAUUACACUCCAAAGCACUUCUCAAAGGAUGUCUUUCACUGGCCAGUUGUCACUAGAUAUUGCAUCCUCUAUCAAUGAAGAUUCACCUGCUUCUCUCACUGAGCUAAGCAGCAGUGAUGACCUGUCUCUGUGCUCUGAAGAUAUUGUAUUGCACAGAAAUAAAGUACCAGAUUCAAAUGCAUCAUUCAGAAAACACCUCAAUCGGUCGAUAGUUGAUGAGAGCGAUGUCAACGUGAGCAUGAUUGUUAAUGUUUCCUGUACCUCUGCUUGCACUGAUGAUGAAGAUGAUAGUGAUUUGCUAUCAAGUUCUACGCUCACCUUGACUGAGGAAGAGCUGGGCUUUAAAGAUGAAGACGAUGAUUCCAGUAUUGCUACUGAUGAGGAUAUUUAUGAAGAUACCAAUUUAAUUUCAGGACUUGACUACAUAAAAAAUGAACUCCAUACUUGGAUCAAACCAAAAUUGUAUCUAACAAAGGAGAGGAGAAAGUGCAACCAAGAUGAUGAAAUCCAAGGCUCUAAGAAUUUAAGAAGUGAUGAGACUUCUAAAGCAAAAGAUUCACUGAGCAUUGAAAAGUUUUUGAAUGAUUCUAUACGGAAGCUUUCAGAAAACAAUGGCAAUCGUAAAAACCUGUCAGAUAGUAAUGGGCCAGGGAUGGAAAAACAAACUAAAAAUGAUAGUUUUAAGGUUUCCAAAGAUCACUUGGUGGAUGACAUGGAGAAUGGAAAUGUGGCAAUUACUCAUGAGAGUCCCAAAGAAGAACAUGGUCAGAUCACACCCAUUGGGCUGAACAUUAGCACACUUCUUGGUAAAGGAAAUGAAAAAGAAUGUUGUGUCUGUGAAGCAUCUACUGAUAGUUCAGAUGAUUCACACCUGGAUGCUAAAGAGUAUCAAUUGUCAAAUAUUUCAAGCUGUCAGAAAGAUUAUCAAAAUGAUCUUCCGUCUGAUGGCCAUUCUCUUAAAAAAGCAUUUGCAGAAUGUGAUUCCAAUAUCAAAAGUAAGGGUAUGCCAGCUCCAGAUACACCAUUAUUAGAACCAGUGCCAAACCAUCAACAAAGCAGUACAGGGAUUACUGGAGAUGGCUGUGAUUGCUCUACAUCUUUGAAGUCAAAUGAAGCAGACAAAAAUGCACCCAUUAGCAACAGCAAUUCAUGCUGUAACUGUGAAUCUGCUGCUAUUGAAAAAAGAAAUGGGGAAGAUUGCUCGGUGCAUAACUUUGUGAUGGAGAUAAUUGAUAUGGCCUCAACUGCGUUGAAGAAUAAGACACAGCCUGAAAGUGAGCCGGCCAUUCCACAUUCAUUAGCCCAGAUUAGGGAAAAGGUUCUAGAACAUUCUCACAGGCCAAUCCAACUUAGAAAAGGUGAUUUUUAUUCUUACCUCUCACUCUCUUCUCAUGAUAGUGACUGUGGUGAAGUUACUAAAUAUGUUGAAGAAAAGAGCAGUACUCCAGUACCUUUGGAUUUUGCAGAAAACAUUGAGUGUUUUUUUGAAGCCUGUCCUGAAGAGGAAAGAGUUGAACAGCAAGUGUAUGUUGCUAAAGAAGAACCUGAAGUAAGUGAGGUAAAGUGUGAAGCUCUGGAUUUAAUAGAUGACCCUAAAUCAUCUGCUGAAUUUAGUGGCUUUUCUUUCUUAAGUGAAGAGAUGGACAUAAACAUUUCCAGCUCACUUACCCAGGGUAAUUCCAACAAGUCUGCUAGCAAGUCUUUGAAUCUGGACAUCAAAAAUGAAUGUCCACUCCUUGAUUCUCUCCAGGUUAAGUCUCAAGAAAAUCAACCAGGAGAACCACUUGGGAUUGCAACAUCUGAAGGAGAUUUUGCUUGCUCUCUAAAGGCCUCAAGUGAAGCCAUUCAGUCAAAGUCUGAUAACUUAACAGACAAGGAUGUUUUGCAUCAGGACACUGAAACUCUUACAUGUGAAGGAAAUGACCUGCAUUUUCACAAAGAAAGCCACAUAAAUACACAGAGAUAGAAUGUAACCUUCCCUGGACACACACACGUUACUUCAUAAACAGAAACCUGGCUGCAUUUCAGGUGCAGACUUCUCCUCUAAACCCUGAGAUGACCUCUAAUUCCAUUGUAUCACUGCCUUUUGUUACACUUGACUCCCAAGAUAAAUUUUCUUUCCAAAUGUGAUUUGCCCAUGCUGGCUUUUGUGACCAGGAUGCAUAUGCUGGUCGUCUUUCAAUUAUCAUUUUGCUUUGUAGCAAGACCAUUUCUUUUCAUAUGGAUUUCUCUCCCAAGCUACCUCUAAACAACCUAUCCUUCCAGCUCUCUAGGCCUCUGUACAACCUCUCACUCGCUAAGUUUUUUUAAAAUGACUUUUUGCAAUUCCACAGAAUAAUUGGGUCACUAUUUCAGAAGUGUAAAUGUCAUUAAUUCUCCUAUUUUAUGUAUCAAAUUUGGUAUUUUCUGUGUAUAAUGCAUAUUGUUGAAAAUAUUUUAUGUUUAGAAUGGAAGCUUUAUUUGAGUGCAGCAACAGGAAAUCAACUGCUUCUUAUGCAACAUAACUGAACUUACACAAAAUAAACAAAAAUUUAUCCUUUUUGUUUUCAAAAGAAAUUUAAUCUAUGCAACACUUCAAGAAACAGCUACAUAUAGUGUUGUAUAUUAAGAACUGUUAACAUUCUACUGAAUAAAGUACAACAUUUUGGUUUUCUACUAUGCUUCUUGAGGUGGUAAUCAGAAAAAAAAGAACCCACAUUUUUAAAAAUUGUGCCUUGCUGUAUUUCUUAUACCAUUUAUUAAAAAUCUGGUUUCACAGUAAAAUUAUGUUGGCUUAAAGGAAGAAAAUAGCAAGGUGUGAAUAAUUUCUGUAUAUAUGUAUAACCAAGUGCAAACAUUGAUGUAUAAUGACAAUAUAAAUGCUUUAAUGUUUGUGAUGCCCAGUGGUGUGGAAAACAUAAGCCUUAAACCACUAGAUUGCAUGAUAAUUAGAACUGGCAUAAUAAACAUAGUUUAUUGGGGAAAAUAUAAAAAUGGCUCUCAUUUACCUACAUUCUGUUUAAAAGUCAGUAGUGUAUGCAUUGGAUAAGAAGAAUAUGGGCCACUAGGCCCUACGCCUGUAGAGAGAGGUACAUAAAGAAUUAUGUCUAUGUACAAUGCAGGUACUGGAGAUUUAUCCAAAUAUAUUUUAAAUUUACAUUGUAUCACUGAAAUACAUACCAUA